CAUCAUUCAAUUCCAAAACAAACAACCCACAGUGAUGGGAAUGAGUGCAGAAAGUUUCAAAUUAUUCCGUACUCGAGAUGCCUUACCAAAAUAAGCCAACUAGGCAAGCUCCCGUUACGAGAUCGGCUAGUGCUGAUACAUCGAAAGUAAGUCCAGAAAAACGUGCAACUCCGUCUAGAAGAAAACGAAGAAGAUCCAGAACAUGUAGUUCCAGUAGUGCUACCACCAAUCCCGACGAGCUAGAGGAUCAAACUCUCGAUGAAACAAUCCAACGAUGUGCGGAUAUGAAUAAUCUUACGCCGGAAUGCAUUAGGAAGCUGCUGAAGAAGUUAGUAAUGAACGAACAUGUAUUAGCGAUAGUGAAACUCAAGGAGGAAGAAGUGUUGCCACAGUCGGAUUCGGGUGGUGAUGGAGACGGGGAAGGCGAAGGCGAUGAUGAAGAUGAGGAGCUAAAUUCACUUCAACCAAAGCUGACGAGAUUGAAGGCGAAACAGCUGAACAAACAACCGUUACCCAUAGUUCCACUGAAAGCUCCCAUACCAGAUGAGGAAGUGGCUGCUUUGAUACGGGAAGAACUUGGUUCUGACGAUGAUGACGAGGAGUAUAAACCGACUGAAGGCGACAUCUCUGAUGACGAUCCGAACAAUACAAUCUCAGACAUUGAUUCACAGCCAAGAACGCCUGCUACUCCAGCACAAGUGACAGGAACAGAAGCAGAUGAUGCAAACGCACAGCUCUACACCAAAGAUGGACUUUUCAAAAUUCCACGAGCAAGAAAUGAUAGUAAUUGCUCCUAUUCCGAACAGGAGCAGGAAAAUAUUGCACGCAGAACCAGAUCUAAACUGUGUUUGCAAACAACAGCGAUUGAGACGAUAGAAUCUACAUUUAUUCCGCCGGACAUAACCACCGAUAUGUACGAGUUCGACUGUGACAUGGAUCACGUGUGGAAGGAGUUCUUGAAUGAAUUCACCAAACCAUUACCAAACAAUGCUGAAGACGAUGACGACACUGAUCCCGAAUAUGUCGCGGCGGAGAAAAUACCAAUGGAUCCCGAAGAGCUUCGUGAAGUAAAGGUUUCCAAAAAAGAGCUCAACGAGUUGGUAUCCGAACUUCUUGAAAUGAGCGGUAUCAUGGAUGAAUCAUACCUGGAUGAAACUGUAUUCAACGAUGCAUUAGCUAACGAAAACAAUAGUCAAAAACAGGAUGAACAAACAAGUUUAAGGAGUACAGAAAGUUCACAGAUUCAUACUCCGCAACCGGAAGAAUCUGGAUUGUCGAUGCAUGAGCAAUCUUCUUGCUUGAAUGGAACUGUAAAUUAUCCAGUAUUUCAACCAACCGCCAUGUCAACUCCCACAGUUCUUGUUGUAAAUAGACAAACAGAGUCAAACACUAUCACACCAUCUGUUGCUCUCACAUAUCCUCCAUCAAUUGCAUCAACCCAAAUCACGGAUCGCCCCAAUGGUCAAAUGAGCAGCAGCACAUUUCGUUCUCCGAAUGGAACGACACAAGGACAAUACUUCAUCCAAGUAUCAAAACCAGAUGAAUCUAGUUUCCGCGAAUAUUAUCAACCUUCCUAUAACAACGUGCCAGCCCCAGUGGAAGAACGACCCUUUGUUAAACCAUCGGAGCGAAAAUAUCGCUAUUUGUACAAUGUUUUACCCGCUCCGAUUAUUUUCCCUGAAGGACAUCAAGGGUUCACCGACUUUCAACUACAAUUAUUUCAUCAACAACUGAGAAUACAUGUCCAAUUAGCCGCACAAAGUUUCAUGCAAUCUUACGCACAUCCCAAAUUCUGGAGAUUAGCCACUUCUUUCAAGCAAAUGUUGCUGGAUUUGCAAGAAGCUUCUUCCACAAACCCUGCUAUCAAGGCAUUCAACCUUGAUGUCGCUAUCGAAUGUUGUACAUCGUGGGAGGAUGAGUUACAAUUGGAGACAAGCGAGAACAACGAGAUGAUACAAUACCUGCUGGAAGAAGCAGAAAAGGCCGAAAAAGCGAAACAAAAUGGGAAAUACUACCAAGGUGGAUUCCACCCAAAACUAAUGGAAAAAAUUAUCAACUGUACCGCAUUUAUGUACCCCAAAUUAUUGCCGUACACCCCGUUCCGCAUGGAUUUUAGAGCCGAAAAACGAAUCAUCAGAGCAGAAGAACGUCUCUUUGCAUUCGGUCUGGAAAUGUUUUAUCCCAUUGCUAAAGAAGAACUCGACAAACACAAACCGACACGGGGGAAAACUCCAACCAUACAACAGGUUUGUCGAUUCAUCAGUAGGUAUCUCUGCCCGUUACAUACCGACGGGAAAAUUUACGCGUAUGUUAUCUCUCGUCGACAUCGUGCUACCAAUAUGAACCCAAUCAAGUAUUAUUUCUUGCAUGCAAAGGCGCUCCCAUAUCAGCACACCCUUGAAAGCAUCGAUUUGAACAAUGUAAUUCCGCCGGCCGCCUACCAAUGCGGUAUAUUACCUCAUCUCUGGGACAAAUAUCUGUACUCGAAUGCGAGGUUAGCAAAAAUUAAUGGAUACACAGUACAGAAAACUGCCGAAAGCCAACCAGAGGAGUUAGCCUGCAAUCAAGAACAAUCGAACGUAAAUAUCACAGUUAGUAUUGUGCUAGAUGCGCAGCAGUCUUCCUACAACGAGAGUAAAGGACCACUAUACAUCAACCCACUAUUUCUGGAUCCCACGUAUGAUCUGAAAGGACACCGAAAUAAUAAAAGUUCACCAAAGGAGGAUUAUGAAUCGGCGGUUGUUGGAGUAGAACCCAACAAGUGGCCGGAUCAACCCACUGCUGUCAACAAUUCGAUCAAAAAUAGUGAUGAUUCGCCGGAAAUAACUCACGCAAACGGACAAGAUGUUCUAAAGAAAUUGAACGAACCAUCUCCUUGUUGCAACUGUAAUUGCCACAAAACUAACGAGUCAACAGAUGAUGAUAUUUUGAAACGCCGUUUGGGUAAAGGCCAGAAGAAAGUAACAGAUUACUUCCAGUUGGCUCUCAAGUCCCAAGUGUCGGUUAAUGUGAACGAUUUGAAGGAAAAGCUUUGGGAAAUUUAUCAGCGUUUCAGGAAUUCGUAUGAAGAACACAUUGUUUUGGGGAAUUAUGUUUCGCAGCGAGUAUUGAAACAUUUUAAGCUAAUAGAAGGUUUUAGUUAUUUUUUAGACGAUCUCAAGGAAAUGAGUUCCUCUCAUGCGAUGAAGAAAGUUGAAGGGGAAACUCAGAAGAACGAAAACUGUUUUUCAAAUGCGUCUGUUCAUAAGAUGUUCAAGUUUGCCAGUGCCGAAGAGAAGGAUUCAAAUUAUGCCUAUAAUUUUUUGGAGAAGGUUGAAAAAAGGCUAUUAGAUGAGAAUAAGCAUGCUCAAUUUAAGAAAUUUCUCGAGAUACUGCAAACAUUUAACGAGAAGGAUCGCGUAGCUGAUCUAUAUUAUAAGAUCGAAAGCCUACUUGUUGCGGACCAUCCGGAUUUGGUAGACUUGUUUCUAACUUUCUUGCUUCCCGGACAAGCCGCUGAAGUUGGAAAAUUUUUCGAACAUUUCAUCCUCACCAAUGCAAAUGAUUUUCUAACGAAGUUGAAUAUAUAUUUCGCAAAGCAGCCUUCUCAAAUCAAAAAGAUUUACUCGUGUUUAAACGAUCUUUCGAACGAAAAAAACGUCACAAUGGAUUUGAUAAAAUUGCGGAUUCUUCCACUGCUUAAGGGAAAUCCCUUACUUAUCGAAUGGUUCCUGCAGCUGUUCCCUUCGGAAAAGCCACCUGAGAGCAGCCUUUCAGAUCAUGAAGUGAUUUCCACGAAGAAACUUUCCAUGUUGGACUCCCCUGAUGCGAUUCAUACGUAUGAAGAAGUUUCCUUCGGUGAUAUUCCGUCGGAAUCAACUGGUGAAAGUACUAUAUGUGGAACGAAGUACAUCCAAGGGAGAAUCAUAUAUGGAACGUUACCUGCAAGACUUUCUUUCCUAGCGCAUAAUUGUACUAUAUCGCCGUCUCAGAAUGGUAUCUCGCAACCUAAAGGUUGCAUGCACAAUGUUAAUGUACGCAAUGUCGAAAAAUCCAGACAAAGUGCCGAUUGUGAGGAUCAGAACCAUACCCAAGACGAAAAUCAAGAGACACAACGCUACAAACUUUGCGAUGACACAACAUUCAAAGCACACGCAAUUAGACUGAAUCCGCUGGUGCACUCAGGGAAGGGAAUCAAUUAUUCCGAUGUGGCUCAUCUUCUUAUUCCCGAAUCGGGAGUCUCUACUGAAAGUAACUCGUCGGUGGAACAAGACAAACAAACAUCUCCAAAGAAACAACAGAUGAAAACAUUGAUUAAGAAACGGAUAAAUUCUCCUGUAAACAAAAAACCUAGCUUGGGGAAAAGUUCACCCACAACCAACAAAAAAGCACCCCAAGUCACUCCUUCCGAUUCAGGUGUAAUUAGUGUCUCGAAGAAGUUGAAAAGCAUGAUUGACGAAUCUAGCGGAGCGGGCUCGGACAAAUUUACACAGGCUUCCUCCCCCUUGACUAUGAAACGGAAACCAGUUGCAAUGUCGACGCCAUCUGUACCGGUUCCGACGAAAAAGGAGAAAAUUAUUAAAAAGCCAUCCGUGGAGCAAUCUCUCCCCGAAAAUAAAACAGAAGCAUGCGAGCCAAAAGAGAAAUCGAGUACCCAUUGUUGGACAAGGGAUGAAGACAAAGUGAUAUUGGAGGAAAUUAAGAGCGGAUAUAGCACCGUAGAUGAGUUGGUGGACCGAAUUGGUAGGAAGAUUGAGAACCGAAAUUUCAGCGAAAUCAAAGAUAGGUAUGAGUUUCUUAUGGAUGUGUUGAAGAAGGUACAGAGAGCAAACUAAAAAAAUAUCAUUGAGUACGACGAGUAACACACUUGACUGUUGAUGGGGAGUGAUUCGCACGAUUUUGUUUUAAUUUUAUCAAACAUUAGCUGUAUAUAUUUAUAAAAAUCAUUGACGUUAUACAUUUCUAGUGCUAUUGUAUAGAACCGAAACGGAAGCUUCCCGGAGGUCUGAAAUAUGUAUUUGGAAUCCUUCACUCAUUAUUGUGUUUAAGGCAAAAGGUUUGUCUCAUUUGUGUUUCCCAACUGAACCAAAAUAAACAAAGGUUGAACAAACUAAAUUUUGAUUCGUUAGUUCACUUUCAAGCAGUUUUUUUCACAUCGAACCUAUUGUGCCUUUUUUCAUCUAAUGACAAUGACAAUGGACAAUGGGCCUGAUCACGAACGUCACUUCACGGUGAAAACGAAGUGAAUUGUAUACAACCUUAUUACGGCGGUCACCGUGUGUGUAGAAUCCAGAAGAGUUCAUCCGUCGUGACAACUUUGAUGAGCUAGGUGUUAUUAUGAAUACCACGAUACUGUCACGUCACGGGGAAAAACAAGUAUAGGGCCUGAUCACGAACAUCACUGUCACCUACACUUCACUUAAUCUUUUUGUAUCUAUCAUCAUUGUCACGGACAGUUGCGUGUAAAAAAAAUACUCCGUGAAGUGAAAGAGUUCAUUCCUGUUUAUAAGAGACAUUUCAGAUGCAUAGUUUCGGGUGUUUGAACGUUAUGUCGGUUGCAUAAUUUCGGACGUUUGAACAUUAUG
Messenger RNA from Toxorhynchites rutilus septentrionalis, 5564 nucleotides. RefSeq lists its product as uncharacterized. Gene Ontology annotation, biological process: regulation of DNA-templated transcription. The coding region runs from base 78 to 4814 and encodes 1578 amino acids. Gene Ontology annotation, molecular function: transcription coregulator activity. The record is from RefSeq and is a predicted model, not a curated record. Gene Ontology annotation, cellular component: nucleus. NCBI's taxonomy places the organism in Eukaryota, Metazoa, Arthropoda, Insecta, Diptera, Culicidae. The transcript has 9 exons.